Molecule: messenger RNA, 1461 nt
Organism: Syngnathus acus (greater pipefish)
Lineage: Eukaryota; Metazoa; Chordata; Actinopteri; Syngnathiformes; Syngnathidae
Gene: drg1
Product: developmentally regulated GTP binding protein 1
Exons: 9
Coding region: 138-1238 (366 amino acids)
Biological process (GO): cytoplasmic translation
Cellular component (GO): cytoplasm
Molecular function (GO): GTP binding; GTPase activity
Source: RefSeq, a predicted model, not a curated record
CACCAGGAAGUCCACGACGUUAACGCUUGCGUGGUGGCAGUGUGCUAGCCGCACACGUUCUAACGUUAGCCACGUCUAUUUACUAUUUAUCUAACGUUUACUGUUAACGCAGGACUGUGACACAAAUUUAAGUCAUCAUGAGCAUAUUAGCCAAAAUAGCAGAGAUUGAAAAUGAGAUGGCCAGGACGCAGAGAAACAAGGCCACCGCUCACCACUUGGGUCUGCUCAAAGCACGUCUAGCCAAGCUAAGGCGGGAGCUCAUCACACCCAAAGGAGGCAGCGGUGGCGGCCCGGGAGAAGGUUUUGAUGUCGCAAAAACCGGCGACGCUCGUAUUGGCUUUGUAGGUUUUCCCUCAGUGGGGAAGUCGACAUUGCUCAGCAACCUGGCGGGGGUCUACUCCGAAGUUGCCGCCUACGAGUUCACCACCCUAACAACAGUACCCGGAGUCAUUCGCUACAAAGGUGCAAAAAUCCAGCUUCUGGAUCUCCCUGGAAUCAUUGAAGGGGCCAAAGAUGGCAAAGGCAGAGGCAGACAAGUUAUAGCCGUGGCUCGAACCUGCAACCUCAUCCUGAUAGUGCUUGACGUGCUGAAGCCUCUCCUGCACAAGAGGCUAAUAGAACACGAGCUGGAGGGCUUUGGCAUCCGACUGAACAAGCAGCCGCCCAACAUCGGCUUCAAGAAGAAGGACAAAGGAGGCAUUAAUUUUACCGCCACUUGUGCGCAAAGCGAGCUAGACGGUGACACGGUGAAGACCAUCCUGUCUGAGUACAAGAUCCACAACGCCGACAUCACCCUCCGCAGCGACUCCACGGCCGAUGACCUCAUCGACGUAGUGGAGGGAAAUCGGGUCUAUAUCCCUUGCAUUUACGUGCUGAACAAAAUCGACCAGAUCUCCAUCGAAGAGCUUGACGUCAUCUACAAGGUGCCGCACUGCGUGCCUAUCUCGGCCCACCAUCGCUGGAACUUCGACGACCUGCUGGAGAAGAUGUGGGACUAUCUGAAGCUCGUGCGCAUCUAUACUAAACCCAAAGGCCAACUCCCCGAUUACACGUCUCCCGUCGUCCUGCCUGACCAGCACACCACCGUCGAGGACUUCUGCUUGAAGAUUCACAAGAACCUUAUCAAGGAAUUGAAAUACGCGCUGGUGUGGGGAUCGUCCGUCAAACACAACCCUCAAAAGGUGGGCAAGGACCACGUGAUGGAAGACGAGGACGUUAUCCAGUUGGUGAAGAAGUAAUAGGGAUUAAACAAAAAAUCAGUGCGGCAUGGCUCGCUAUCACAAAGGCAAACACUUGAGCUUCUGUGUAAUGUGCUCGUCACUCGUUUUAACCCGGAUGACAUGAAUGUACAUGUCACAUGGAAACACCUCAACACCAUGAUUAGUUCAUAUUGAAUAUUGGUUAACGCUUGCAUUGACAUGGAAACAAAAGUAUGAAAUAAUAAAAAAAGAGUCUCACAAC